Messenger RNA from Scylla paramamosain (green mud crab), 2227 nucleotides. RefSeq names its product solute carrier family 22 member 15-like. NCBI's taxonomy places the organism in Eukaryota, Metazoa, Arthropoda, Malacostraca, Decapoda, Portunidae. The transcript is spliced from 11 exons. Gene Ontology annotation, cellular component: membrane. The record is from RefSeq and is a predicted model, not a curated record. Gene Ontology annotation, molecular function: transmembrane transporter activity. The coding region runs from base 294 to 1925 and encodes 543 amino acids. Gene Ontology annotation, biological process: transmembrane transport.
CAAAUAUAAGAGGGCAGCGCUCUAGUCACCUUGGAACCUGCCUCUCACCUCACGCUCAGCUGGACAUCUUCGUGCCAGCUGUAGUGACGUUGACGAGGUUCGCUACAGGUGGGAGGGAACAGCUGUCUAGCCACCAGAUGUUCUGGUUGUCCAUGGAAGCAUUUAGCUGCUAUAACUUCUUCAGUUGUUGAAUUGUCUCCUCUCAGUUACUGACUGACUUAAAUGAACAUUGUACUGUAAGGCGAGGAAAAUCUCCAUGAACACAAUUGUUUGGUGGUGUGCUGUCUGCAACAAUGAAGCCCCUUACAUUGGAUGACGUGAUCAAUGUCACUGGACAGUUCGGGCGCAGCCAGAAAAUAUACUAUUUUGGUCUUUCACUACUGCAGAUCUUCAUAGCUGCUCAUAUGCUGCUUAAUAUUUUCACUGGUGUGGAGCCAACAUUCCAGUGCUUCCCCAGAGAUGAAGGUGGAAAGUCUGGUGCCAGUCUCAAAAAUCAUUCUCUCCUCAGCAAGUGCAUUGACAAUAAUGUACAUAAUUGUAGAAUUGUUUAUACAUCAGAGUACAAAUCUUUUGCUACUGAGUGGAACCUGAUAUGCAACGAGAAGUACAAAGUGGCUCUGGUGCAGUCAGUAUGGAUGUUUGGAGUGAUGAGUGGAGCCCUGGUGCUUGGUGGACUGGCAGACAUCAUAGGCCGCCUGAAGACGUUAAUGUUGGCACUCCUUGGCACGAUAGCUUUUGAGGGAUUCAGUGCCUUUGCUCCUACAUACAUAAUUAUGGUAGCCUUUAGGUUCCUUGGAGGUGUUUGCUGCUCACUGAUCAUUGUGGCAAGUUUUGUCCUCUCUCAGGAGCUUGUUGGAAUGGACUGGAGAAGUUUUUGUGGCAUUAUCUUGGGAAUGUCCUUUGCUGUGGGCAUUGCUAUUUUUUCUCUUGUGGCAUCUGCAGUUUCUGAUUGGAGAACCCUCACCCUCAUAUGCUCAGUUUGUGGUAUUGCAUUCCUCAGCUUACCAUGUUGUAUCCCUGAGAGUCCACGAUGGCUGGCCUCUGAAGGAAGGAGUGAUGAAGCUAAGGCAGUGCUUGAUGACAUUGCAAAGAAGAAUCUCACAUCAGGUAAAUUGCCAAAACAAUGGCAUCUUCCAUCCAUAAACAAAGGCAAGAACAAAAAGCAGCGCAAAGGAUUAGGUCUUCUGGUCAGCCACCCCUACAUUGCCAUCAUCACUAUAAUUUUGUUAUAUACAUGGUUUGUCAAUGGUGCAACUUACUAUGCCCUCACCAUAGCAGCGAGUGACUUGGGGGGAAAUAUUUAUGUAUCAACAGCUCUAAAUGGUUUAGUAGAAAUCCCUGCUGGAUUUAUUGCCAUGUGCAUCAUUGACAGACUUGGUCGGCGUGUGACAUUGUGUGGCUUUAUGUUUAUUGGAGGUGUAGCUUGCCUCAGUAUCCAGCUGUUACCCUCAAGCCUGCAGUAUCUCACCACCUCAUUUGCUCUUUGUGGCAAAUUGAGUAUAUCUGCCAGCUUUGUUGCCAUCUAUAUUCACAGUGGUGAAAUAUUCCCAACAAUGAUUCGGAAUUCUGGAAUGGGAAUUGUGUCCGUGUCAUCCAGGAUUGGAGGAAUGUUGUCACCAUUCAUUCUAAUGCUGGGAGAUGUCAUGCCCAAUCUCCAGUUUACUGUACUUGGCCUCUUGACAUUAUUGUCAGGACUAUUAAAUCUCAAGCUCCCUGAAACCUUGGGCCAACCAAUGCCAGAGACAAUCUCAGAUGUGCUGGCUCUCAGAAACUCAAUUAAAACAGUGCAUCACUCCAAAUAUAAGAAGCUGGAAACUGAAGAGACAGAAGCAUAUCAAGAAACCCAGUCCAGGAGUCCCAGCCCAAGAGGUAGAGAGAAGCCCGUCCAUGAUGAUGAGCUUCCCCUCGUGGAAGACGGUGAUUGAUGACCAAAAUCAAGUACCUAGUUGUGUUUUGUAUAUUAAUUCAAUCUCUUUUCAUUCCAGUUUGUUUGUUUUCUUUUAUAAUUACUUUUUACAAUUUUGAUUGAGUAGCUGAUUCUGAAGCAUUGCAUAUAAUUUUUUGAGAAUUUUAUGUAUUGUUUUAAUUACACAUUGUUUCAUUGUUUUAAAAAUAUUAAUUUAUAAAAAUUCUUGUAAAGCUGUUUUUACAGAUUGUAGAUGUUAGAAAGAAAUGAUAUAUUAAUUACAUUAGGAAAAAACAAAAUUUUAACUAUAAAUCUGAAAAA